AAUUCUUUAUAUUCGUGCUCAGACCUCACUUAUCAGUAAUCACUAUCGUCAUUCGUCAUUUGUCUCCCUCGGACCUGCUCAGUGCUCAGACCACGACAUAUUAGUGUUUAACUGUUAAUUCGUUUGAGGACGUUGAAAUAAUAUAUUGCUACCUAUUUAUUUGAAUACCUAUUUCACGUUUUGGGCAAUAAAUUUACAGAUGGCCAGUGUUGUCGUCGUUGGGUUGGGUCUGGCCGUAGCUGGUUUUGCUGGUCGACAAGUAUUAAGAGCUGCCCCACAUGUUGCUCAAAAGAUGAGCGAAGUUCUCAAAACAAUGACAUCCGAAUCUGGAAUUUUGUCGAGUAGUAAAUUUCAUAAAGGUGGAUUUGAACCUACCAUGUCUAAACGUGAAGCCACUCUCAUACUCGACGUAUCAAAUAAUGCUCCAAAAAACAAAAUAAAGGACGCACACAAACGAAUCAUGUUGAUCAAUCACCCGGAUAAGGGCGGUUCACCGUAUAUAGCUGCAAAAAUAAACGAUGCCAAAGAUCUUCUAGAUAAAAAGUAAACAGCCGGUCUUUUUAAGCAAAGUCCACGGAAUCGUAGUGUAAAUAUGUGAAUGUACAAAAAUAUAGAUUUAUAAUAAAAUUUGUUUGUCGUAAA
Myzus persicae (green peach aphid) is the source of this 642-nucleotide messenger RNA. RefSeq names its product mitochondrial import inner membrane translocase subunit TIM14. Gene Ontology annotation, cellular component: PAM complex, Tim23 associated import motor. Gene Ontology annotation, biological process: protein import into mitochondrial matrix. The coding region runs from base 200 to 547 and encodes 115 amino acids. Gene Ontology annotation, molecular function: ATPase activator activity. The transcript is spliced from 4 exons. Lineage: Eukaryota; Metazoa; Arthropoda; Insecta; Hemiptera; Aphididae. The record is from RefSeq and is a predicted model, not a curated record.